Messenger RNA from Plasmopara halstedii, 3060 nucleotides. Its product is annotated as alpha-glucosidase ii. Gene Ontology annotation, molecular function: carbohydrate binding; alpha-glucosidase activity. The record is from RefSeq and is a predicted model, not a curated record. The coding region runs from base 1 to 3060 and encodes 1019 amino acids. Gene Ontology annotation, biological process: carbohydrate metabolic process; N-glycan processing. The transcript has a single exon. Lineage: Eukaryota; Oomycota; Peronosporomycetes; Peronosporales; Peronosporaceae.
AUGCUCAGUCGGCGCUUUCUUGUGUUGCUGGCCGCUAGUUUGGCAGUCAACAGUGAAGCUGUCGAUCGCAAUAAGUUCCGCACGUGCGAGCAAACGCACUUUUGCAAUAAGUAUCGUAAUGUACAACGGCAGAACAUGCCACACAAGUUCCACGUGGCUCGUGAUAGUGUUCACACCGACGGUGACGCCAAUCUCGUGCGUUUUCUAGUACAAGACGCGGCGUCUCCUGAGGAUAUUCCGCUCUCUGGUUCGCUUGCAUUUGUCUUGCAUGCCGAUAAAGCGGUUGUUCCAGUGGUGCGUGUGCGAUUGGAAGAAAAGUUUGAAGAUCCAAAUGAUCCGAAAACUCGUUGGAUUAGCGACGAUAUUCUUGUCCCAACAGCGGAUGAAACGCGUCCUUUACUUCAAGUAAAAGCUCAAGAUGCGGGUCUUAAGACACCAAUUAAUGAAGAAAACGUUGUGUUAUUCGCUCCUGAGAUGCAGGGAGCGACAAAGAUUGUGGCCGCUUUGAAACUCGAUUCAUUUGGUGUUGAUCUAUACUUAAAUGGUGAGAAAUUAAUAUCGAGCAACAACGAGAAUCUCUUUCAUUAUGAAAUUCGAAAGGAUCGUGUGGAUGCUGCCACUCAAGCUGAAGGUGCCGUCGAUCAAGGAGCUGUGGAUGCUCAUGAGGGCAAGAAAAUUGUUGACUAUGGUGAAGAUGGACUUGCUAUUUACGAUGAUGGAAGUGUGCAAAAGAAAGAGGAACAAACCGAUACAUUGACAACUUCAAUUGAGACUGAUGGGAAUGUUGAGGGUUGGGAAGAAUCGUUUGAUGGACACACGGACAAGAAGAAAUUUGGUCCAAGUUCACUUGGUUUUGAUGUCACGUUUCAUGGAUCAAUUGUAGCCCCACGUUCGUUAUAUGGUAUCCCGGAGCAUGCUACUGAUUUUGUGUUAAAAGAUACUAUUGAAAUAGAUGAAGAAAAUGAAGACAAGCGUGAGAUCAUUACCGAUCCAUACCGGUUAUACAACCUUGAUGUAUUUGAGUAUGAAUUGGAUAAUCCGAUGGCAUUAUAUGGUGCUAUCCCAGUACUUGUGGCACCUAACAAAGAGAAUACCGUUGGGUUAUUUUGGAAUAAUCCAAGUGAAACAUUUGUUGAUAUUUGGUCAAAUGAAGCUACAAAUAGUAAAGUGAGUCAUUGGAUGAGUGAAUCAGGUGUUUUAGAUCUUUUUCUACUUUCUGGACCAAAUAGUGCUGAUCUCUUUGCACAAUAUACACUUUUAACUGGUCGUGCUCAAUUGCCACCACUUUUUGCUUUAGGAUAUCAUCAAUGUCGUUGGAAUUAUAAAAAUGAAGUUGAUGUUGCACGUGUGGAUGCUGGUUUUGAUGAACAUUUGAUUCCUUACGAUGUUUUAUGGCUUGAUAUUGAACAUACUGAUGGAAAACGUUAUUUUACAUGGGAUCACCAUGCUUUUCCAUCUCCAAUUACUAUGCAAGAAGCAAUUGCACGUACUGGUCGAAAAAUGGUGACAAUUAUUGAUCCACAUAUUAAAGUAAGUCAAUCAAACGAUGCGAUGCCGUAUUAUAUUCAUACAGAAGCACAAGAACUUGGAUUGUUUAUUAAAGAUGAAGAAGGAAAAGAUUUUAAAGGUUGGUGUUGGCCAGGGGAAUCAUCAUAUGUUGAUUUCACAUCUUCAAAAGCGCGUGCAUGGUGGCGAGAUCAAUUUCGGUAUGAAAAAUAUCAAGGAAGUACAAAACAUCUGUACACUUGGAAUGAUAUGAAUGAACCAUCAGUAUUUAAUGGUCCAGAAGUUUCAAUGCGAAAAGGAUGUCGAAGUAUCAAUGAUGUCGAACAUCGGGAAUGGCACAAUCUUUAUGGUACUCUCUUUCAACGUGCGACAAUGGAAGGACAACUCGUUCGACAGCAACCACCUCAUGAAUCUCUUUUACCAUUUGAUGAUACAUUACAAUUGACAUCUGAGAUGCAACGUCCAUUUGUAUUAUCACGUGCAUUUUCAGCUGGUUCUCAACGAUAUGGUGCCAUUUGGACAGGUGAUAAUAAAGCAGAGUGGGGACACUUACGUUAUGCUACAAAAAUGUUAUUAUCCAUGUCGGUUGUUGGUUUAACAUUUGUAGGUGCAGAUGUUGGAGGAUUCUUUGGAAAUCCAUCAUCGGAAUUAUUCAUUCGAUGGAAUCAAGCAGCUGUAUACCAUCCAUUCUUUCGAGGACAUGCUCAUCAUGAUUCACCUCGUCGUGAGCCAUGGGUGUUUGGAGAUCCAACCACUUCAAUUGUUCGUACUGCGAUUCGUGAACGUUAUGCUUUGUUACCAUAUCUAUAUACUCUCUUUCAUACUUGUCAUACACAUGGUAUGCCAAUUAUGCGUCCACUAUGGAUUCACUUUACACAAGAACCUCAAAAUUUCAGUGAAGAAGAUGAAUUUCUACUUGGUGAUGCUUUGCUAGUGAAACCAAUUGUAGAAGAAAACGUGAGAACGACGCACGUAUUUCUACCGUCUGACACGACACAGGGUACGACUGUCUGGUAUCACGUUACUCAUGGGUACAAACGGUUUAUUGGUGGUGCAACUUAUGAAAACAUUCCAGCACCUUUAGAUGCUAUACCUGUGUUCCAUCGAGGUGGUACAAUUAUACCGCGCAAACAACGAGUACGUCGUAGCUCGGAACUUAUGCGCAACGAUCCACUUACACUUGUUGUAGCGUUGAAUCACAAGUUUGAAGCAUUUGGUCAACUUUAUGUUGAUGAUGAACAUUCGUUAGCUGCUGAACUUGAAGGUUAUGGUACAAAAGUUGAGUUGCACCAGACGAAAGAAGGGUUACGUUCAAUCGCAGUUGCUGCUACUAUACAGGGAAAGCGGUACACGUCACUCAUGUGGGUAGAGCGUAUUGAAAUUUACGGAUUUCUAUCUGAAGCCAAUUUGCCGACUCAGAUCUUGGUGGGUGGGGAGCGUGCUCUUCACUUUCACUACGAUGCUAAUUGCGACCGUCUUGUAGUGCGCAAGCCACAAGUUUUGGUCACAGAUAAUUGGGACCUUCGUUUUGUAUACAAUCAGGCACUUGAGUAA